Molecule: messenger RNA, 1611 nt
Organism: Olea europaea var. sylvestris
Lineage: Eukaryota; Viridiplantae; Streptophyta; Magnoliopsida; Lamiales; Oleaceae
Exons: 2
Coding region: 246-1427 (393 amino acids)
Source: RefSeq, a predicted model, not a curated record
GCAUUUUUUCCUCUUCCGUACACACUCCUUCCAGUCAAGUUUGACAGCUACGUACCACCAAAUUUACACCGCUAAAUAUUAAGUAUCCUGCAGUUGUGAAUUCAAAGACUACACGAUUGGCAUCUUCAUUCAAUAAUUAAUCCAUUCCAUUCCCACCCUCAAUCAUUGAUUCCUUCAAAUAUAUAGAAAUCUCCCCUCCUUUUCCUCCUCCUGCCCUUCUGUGUGUGUUGAACUGAAAAAAAAAAAUGGCGAAUUCAGUUGAUGCAAAUUCUACCAAGUGUUUCUCCGGCUUCGCACGGCGGUUGUUGUGCGGUGGAAGCCUCCCAACACACCCAUCUGAUCAGCUUGUCGAGUCCAAGAACAGCAAAGAAGUUGAGAAGCCUGAAAGUACUUUAUUAAAGUCUGAUGAGGCAAAAUUGAAAGCUGCAGAAACUCCUGGAGUGGUGGCCAGAUUAAUGGGUUUAGAUUCCCUGCCAGAAGAUAUCAAGCCAAAAAAUAAAAAUCUGUCUUCUUAUUUUCGAAGCAGGUCAUUGAAUUCCAUUGACUUUCUUGCACAAUUUGAUGUUUCUUGUAAACAAUCCCCGGCCCAGCAUAGAAGAUUAAGAACAUCUGUGUCAUUUCGUGAAGUCCCUUCUCUUGAUCUUAAAGGAAAACAUGAUUUUGACUUGAUUCUGCACUUUGAGGAAGUAGAAAAUUGUAAAGCUACAACCAAACGUCAAGAAAGAUCGGAGGUGAAACAGAAGAAGGUACUCAAGAAAGAAAGCAAUCAAAGCUUAAAAGACCAACAAUAUCUUAUGAAGAAAUCUGAGGAUAAGCCCAAGAAAUUGCAUGCUAAAUUAUCUUCAGAAGUUGGCUACAGUACUACACCUCGGAAGAAGAAUGUUAGUAGAAAAACAAAUGUGGACUUGAAGGAAAGAAGGCCAGCCAAAUCACAGUAUUCCAAGAACCAAAAGAAAAAAAAUUCUCAGUACAACCCAAAAAAAUCACAUUCUUUCUCCGUUUUUGAUGAAACUCAACAUUAUCAGAUGCACCCAGUAGCCACUCCAUCAUCAUCAGAAGUUUUGCCCGUACUGCAACGUUCAAACAAACCUAUACGGCAUUCUAACUAUGGAGAACUCAAGGCAAUCACUGACGAACGUGAUCACAACAAAACGAUGAAGGAAGAGAGUUCUUACAACCUAAAAUUGGUCGAAAAUGUCCGUAAGUUGACAGAAGAUGAUCUAAAGGAAUCUCGUUGGGCACCCAGUCAAGUCUUGAAGUUCGAAGAUUUUGAAGAUAUAUGUGUGCAUCAUGGGCAACAAAUAUUUGAGUUAUUGCUGAAUCAAGUUGUUGAUGAGCUUGUGCUGCUUCACAGGAGAAAGGGAUUCUUUCCUAUGCAUGUUAAAGAAAGAAACAGAGAUUUGCAAAUGAAAAAACUGUGUAGAUAAUAAUUUCUGAAAAUUAAGUUGGUGCAAAACAGAGACUUUUUUAAAUGUUCUGAUCAAUGUUGAGGCUGAUUCUAGAGUUACUGAUGAGUACUUUCAGCACCAUUAUUGCAAAGAAAAAAUGCUUAAGCCGAUCGAGCACCUAAUAAAUGAGCCCUAGUGGCAGGGCUUCUAUUUUUAUUUUUAA